This is a messenger RNA of Didymosphaeria variabile, 2247 nucleotides long. RefSeq names its product Nuclear actin-protein involved in chromatin remodeling (gene ARP5). NCBI's taxonomy places the organism in Eukaryota, Fungi, Ascomycota, Dothideomycetes, Pleosporales, Didymosphaeriaceae. Gene Ontology annotation, biological process: regulation of DNA-templated transcription. The transcript is spliced from 3 exons. The record is from RefSeq and is a predicted model, not a curated record. Gene Ontology annotation, cellular component: cytoplasm; Ino80 complex. The coding region runs from base 1 to 2247 and encodes 748 amino acids.
AUGGCGCCCUCCGCAACCGCAGGUAUUCCUCCGCCCUCUGGUCGCAACUCUCCCAAGCCGCCGCCCGCGAAGAUCUGGAGUGUCAGCGAACCGCCUUUCGAGGGUUUUAAGCCCAUUGACACCGAAGGCUAUGCGCGCAGCAACCGCGAAACAGCCAUAGUUAUCGACAAUGGCUCGUCCGCAGUCCGCGCAGGCUGGUCUUUCGAUGCGAAUCCCCGCUUGUCAUUACGCCCUCUCGUAGCUAAAUACCGCGAUCGAAAACUCGCCCGUACCUUCACCUUCGUCGGCUCGGACGUCUUUAGCGAUGGCACGGCCCGGGGCCAGUCGAAGAACGUAUAUGAACCGGGGAGCAAUGUCGUAAACAACUGGGAUGUCAUGGAGGGUUUGCUUGACUACUGCUUCAUCAAGAUGGGCGUAGACGGCAAGAACGGUAGCAUAGACAGGCCCAUCGUCAUGACGGAGCCUGUCGCAAACUUGGGAUACACAAGAAAGACCAUGUCCGAAAUCUUAUUCGAAUGCUACGGCGCGCCUUCUGUAGCAUACGGCAUCGACUCCCUCUUCUCCUACUCCUACAACGGCGGCAAGACAGGCCUUGUCGUCUCAUCGUCAUACACCUCCACGCACUUAAUACCAGUCGUCAACUCCAAAGCGUUACUGUCGCAGUCGACGCGCCUCAACUGGGGUCGCUUCCAAUGCGCCGAAUACCUGCUUAAGCUCCUCCGUCUAAAGUACCCUUCAUUUCCUGGCAAAGUCAGCGACCCGCAGGCCGAAGACCUUGUUCGUGAGCACUGCUAUAUCAGUCAAAGCUACGAGGAAGAACUAUCGAACUAUCUGGAGUGGACAGGGCUGGAAGAUCGGGAUCGGAUCGUUCAAUUCCCCUACGUUGAGCAAGUCGUGGUGCAGAAGACAGAGGAAGAACUUGCGGCAGCUGCAGAGAAACGCAAGGAGAGCGGCAGGCGAUUGCAAGCCCAAGCCGCGAAAAUGCGUCUGGACAAGUUAAAGCGGAAGGAAGAAGAAUUUGAGUACUACCAGCAAUUGCAGACCCAACUGCAAGACGUUACCAAAAAGGAAUCUAAGCGGAUAUUAGAGUCCAACGACUUCGAUGAUGACGGUCAGCUGGAGAAGAAAGUUCGUGAGCUGGAGAAGGCGAUACGCAAAGCAAGAAAUAAGGACGUCGGCGAUGUCGAAGAAGAGGUACAAGAAGAGCCCACAUUCCCGCUGCUCGACAGGCCCGAUGAAGAGCUCGACGAAGAAGAGCUAAAGCAAAAGCGCCAACAGCGGCUGAUGAAGUCUAACUACGAGGCGCGUCUGCGUGCAAAGGCAGAGAAAGAGCGCGAAAAAGCACGUCUAGCAGAAGAGCAGCGACUUGAUGACGAAAGACGUGAACAGGAUCUUGAAGGGUGGUCAGCAGAGCGCCGCACGGCGCGACAAGCCAUCAUCCAGAAAAUAAAGGAUCGCGAGCGUCUGAAGGCCGAAUUGGGCAACAGGAAAUCUCUGGCAAAUCAAAUGCGGAUGAAGUCCAUAGCGAAUCUCGCGUCCGAUGCCCCCACCAAGAAGCGCCGGAGAGGUGGCGGCGACGAUGAUACGUUUGGUGCUGAUGACGCAGAUUGGGGCGUCUACCGCACCAUUGCUACAGGCGAGCAGUCCGAUGAUGAAGAGGAAGAGGACCUGGGCAAGGCACUCAAAGAAAUCGAGGGCCAGCUGCUCCAGCACGAUCCCACCUUUACCGAAGAGUCCACACGGGAAGCGCAGAUGGACUGGACAAAAUCGUUACUCCAUGCAUUCAUGCAUGGUCCGUAUCCCUUCGACCCAGAAAAUCAAAAGGAGGCGCACCAACUCCAUCUCAACGUAGAACGAAUCCGUGUUCCCGAAGUCCUUUUCCAACCCAGCAUUGCCGGUCUCGACCAAGCUGGCAUUAUCGAAAUUGCGUCCAACAUUCUCACUGAACGCCUAGCCGACAAUCCGCACCGCGACGACGUUUUCAGAGACAUUUUCUUGACCGGUGGCAACACACUCUUCCAGGGUUUUGAAGAGAGACUCGCGUCCGAGUUGCGAGCUGUACUUCCCGCCGAGCAAGAGCUUGUUGUUCGAAGAGCGGACGAUGCAGUCUUGGACGCGUGGAGGGGAGCUGCGAAGUGGGCGGGCAAAAAGGAGAACAGGACUAACUUCAUCACGCGGGCGGAGUUCAUGGAGAAGGGAGGUGAUUACAUCAAGGAGCACAACGCGGGUAACGGUAUGUCUUUCUAA